This is a messenger RNA of Apis laboriosa (Himalayan honeybee), 1108 nucleotides long. It is a transcript of the gene Mettl2, whose product is annotated as tRNA N(3)-methylcytidine methyltransferase METTL2. NCBI's taxonomy places the organism in Eukaryota, Metazoa, Arthropoda, Insecta, Hymenoptera, Apidae. The record is from RefSeq and is a predicted model, not a curated record. The coding region runs from base 1 to 999 and encodes 332 amino acids. The transcript has 6 exons. Gene Ontology annotation, molecular function: tRNA (cytidine-N3)-methyltransferase activity.
AUGGAAGAAGAUAUACCAAAACUUCAACAGAAUGAAUCAAAUAACAAAAGACCACAAUUUGGUAACAGAACUCUUUCUAACAAUAACAAUGUAUUUCAACAUAAUGCAUGGGAUAAUAUUAUAUGGGAUGAAGAACAGCAAAAUUUAGCAAAACAAAAAGUAAAUGAAAACUCAAGCAUAACUAUGUCAGAUAAAAAAAUUUGGGAAUAUGAACAUGAGGCUUAUAAAUAUUGGGAUAAGUUUUAUGGAAUACAUGAAAAUAAAUUUUUCAAAGAUAGACAUUGGUUAUUUACAGAAUUUCCUGAAUUAGCUGUUGAUAUUGUAAAACAAAAUAUUAAACAACCUCUAAGAUUUAAAAAUGAAAACAUAAAAAAAAAUGGUCAAGAAACUUAUGAAAAUAUCCUUGAUUUACCUAAUAAAAAUGGAAAUAAAAUUUUGGAAAUUGGUUGUGGAGUAGGAAAUACAGUAUUUCCAAUACUUUUGUAUAACACAGAUGCAAACUUAUUUGUAUAUUGCUGUGACUUUUCUGCAAAAGCAUUAGAUAUAUUGAAACAGAAUUCUGCUUAUGACACAUCGAGAUGUAAAGCAUUUAUUCUUGAUGUAACACAAGAAAAAUGGCAAACUCCUUUUGAACCAGAAAGUUUAGAUAUUAUUGUGCUGAUAUUUGUUCUUUCAGCUAUUAAUCCUGAAAAAAUGAAACACAUUAUAGAACAAGUCCACAAAUAUUUAAAAUCAGGUGGAUUAGUUUUAUUUCGAGAUUAUGGAAGAUAUGAUUUAGCUCAAUUAAGAUUUAAAAAAGGUAGUUGCCUUGCAAACAAUUUUUAUGUUCGAGGAGAUGGAACUAGAGUGUAUUUUUUUACACAAGAAGAAAUUAGGAUAUUAUUUACAAGUUGUGGUUUUAUAGAAGAACAAAAUCUUGUAGAUAGAAGAUUACAAAUUAAUAGAGGAAAACAACUUAAAAUGUAUAGAGUAUGGAUUCAAGGAAAGUAUAGAAAAUAAAUGAAAAUUGCUAUAAUAAUUGAUAUAAUAAUUGAUAUAACUAUUUCAUUUUUUUUUAAAUAUUCUUUUUUAAAAUAUUAAAGAAUAUAUAAAAACAUUUAAUUAAAGA